AUGGUGGACAACCGCUACGCCACGGCCCUGGUAAUCGCCUGCGUGCUGAGCGCCCUGGCCACCGUGUACGUGUCGGUGGCCGUCGGCACGCAGCACUGGUACCAGUACAGCAGCCCCAGCGUGCACGGAGAGGCCAACGUGUCCGAGCUGUCCUCCCUGUACGAGGAGUUCCUGGACGGGGAGUUCGACGAGAAGACGUACAGCGACACCUUGUUCCGGCUGAACGGAACCGUGGGCCUGUGGUGGCGCUGCGUGCUCGUGCCCGCCAACAAGCUGUGGCACAAGGAGCCAGAUGCCAAAAUGGUGCUGGAGUGUCGAAGCUUCACUCUGUCUCAGCAGUUCACUCCCAAGUACAAAGAACCAGGAAAUCACAACAGUGGAGAGGACAUGCUGCGCACCUACCUGUGGAGGUGCCAGUUUCUGUUGCCACUGGUAUCACUGGGCUUAGUGGUGUUAGCAGCCCUGAUUGGAUUCUUUGCCUGCCUCUGCCGGAGCCUCACCCCAACCCUCGGCAUCGGAGUGCUUCACCUGCUGGCUGGUCUGUGCACCUUAGCCACAGUGUGCUGCUACCUGGCAGGGAUGGACCUGCUCCACAGGGUGUCUAUGCUCCCCGACAAGGUGGAUGGCUCACUGGGCUGGUCCCUCUACCUGGCUCUCAUCUCCUCGCCGCUCCACAUGAUGGCCGCCGCGCUGCUGGUGUGGGCGGCACGCAGCCACAGUCAGAAUUACUACCGCAUGACAGCAUACCGCGUUGCAUAG
Messenger RNA from Limanda limanda (common dab), 759 nucleotides. Its product is annotated as claudin domain-containing protein 1-like. Lineage: Eukaryota; Metazoa; Chordata; Actinopteri; Pleuronectiformes; Pleuronectidae. Bases 1 to 759 code for a protein of 252 amino acids. Gene Ontology annotation, cellular component: membrane. The transcript has 4 exons. The record is from RefSeq and is a predicted model, not a curated record.